Pangasianodon hypophthalmus (striped catfish) is the source of this 996-nucleotide messenger RNA. Its product is annotated as galectin-1. The coding region runs from base 122 to 526 and encodes 134 amino acids. Gene Ontology annotation, molecular function: carbohydrate binding. Lineage: Eukaryota; Metazoa; Chordata; Actinopteri; Siluriformes; Pangasiidae. The transcript has 4 exons. The record is from RefSeq and is a predicted model, not a curated record.
UAUGCCCCAAGGAGUCGAUGCUAUUUAAAUGUAUGAUUAAGGUUGUAGUUGUGAGGAAUUGUGUGAAAAAGGUCCUGCUCGCUUGCACAAGCCCCCACACAGAGGAUCAGUGGAUCAGAAAAUGGAGGCUGAGCUGAAGAAUGUUCUUUUCAGAGCUGGAGAUCGGUUGAAAGUCCAAGGGAGGAUUCAUUCUGAUGCUAAAAGGUUCCAAGUUGACCUAGGUUCCAGCUCCAGUGAACUAGCUCUUCAUUUUAACCCUCGUUUUCAUGAUGGUGAUGACAAGGCGCCAGUGCUGGUGUGUAAUUCAAAGUGUGAUGGAGUCUGGAACAAGGAGCAAAGGGAAACACACAACCCUUUCCAGCCAGGCUCCACUUUUAAGGUUGUAGUGAAGCAUGCGGGAGGACUGUUUGAGGUGAUGUUACCUGAUGGGCAUGUGAUUGAGGUCCCCAAUCGGCAAGGGCUGGAAGUCAUCACUUAUAUUCGUAUCAAGGGUGAUAUUAGCCUCACUUCUUUUAAGCUGAAAUGAGAACAGUGUUAUCCUGAGAAAAACAGGCCCUCUGCUGUUCAGAAUAUAAAAUGCCUUGUGCUACUGGAUAAUUAUAAAACUAACAAACAACCAAACCAACAAACAAAUAUGUACAACAUGUGUAGAGGUGGCUUGUAUCAAUUGGCUGUCAAUUAUUCAAAAUAUCACUAUACGAUUUUUGGCAACCACAUUGCCUUAUUUGUGAUUAACAAACAUUUUAAAAGGAUUAAUUUGGAUUUUGUGGAUUGUUUGUGAUUUUUGUGGGCUAUGGGAGGUAUUUUGUGCCAAAAAUAAAAUUAAAAUUAAAACACAAAAAUUAAAAUGUUCACCCCAUUCGCUAUUUCUCUUCCCAUAUAUGUAUGUAUUUCAUUAUCCCAAAAUGAAAAUGAAAUAAAAUAACUCCAUUUGCAUUUAAAUUUUCCAUGUAAGCCUGCAACAUUAGUGUCAAAAAUAAAACUAAAACCAAAACA